UCCUGGGCCAGGACUAGUCCAUAGGUCUCGCUGUGUGAGCCAAUGGAAGGAGGACCCGGCUCAGCCAGUCGUCUCUACUCGUUUCCACUCGACAGCGAUCAUGGACUGCAAUGGUGUCCUUCCCGAAGACACUAACUUGUGUUAGUGUAGCCAUUCGACGUUGAACUGAAGGAGUGCCCGGAGCGGUCUGUCUGUCUGGAGCAGUCAUGGGGGAACUGGAAGGUUCGUACCGGGUCAUCCAGACGCCUGGCACCCGGCUAGGGGCACCGUUUAACGCGGGCAUCAGCACCCUGGAGGCAGGGCAGGCUCUGUCGGCCAACAUGUCCGCUGCGGGGAAGAACUACGGCAGAGGACUGCAAAUGCGAGUGGUGGGCUUGGACGAAUCCCAGGAGUUUUACGACAUGGAGACGAAGUCUCUUGGUCAGACUCUGCUGUCGGAGGUCUUCCAGAGGGGCAACCUCAUCGAGAACGACUACUUUGGUCUGGAGUUCCAGAACACGCAGAUGAACUGGGUGUGGUUGGAGCCCAUCAAGCCCAUCGUGAGACAAGUCAGAAGACCGGCCAACACGCUCUUCAGGCUGUCGGUCAAGUUCUUCCCCCCCGACCCAGGACAGAUCCAGGAGGAGUACACCAGGUACCUGUUCUCCCUGCAGAUGAAGAGGGACCUCAUGGAGGCCAGGCUGCUGUGCACCGAGAACACGGGCGCUCUGCUGGCCUCGCACCUCGUCCAGUCGGAGAUCGGGGACUAUGACGAGCUGGGGGAUCGGGACUACCUGAGGCUGAACACCCUGUUGCCCUACCAGGACAAGGUCCAGGACCGCAUCAUGGACUUCCACCGGAGACACUUGGGACAGACUCCGGCGGAGUCCGACUUCCAGGUUUUGGAGAUCGCCCGCAAGCUGGAGAUGUACGGAGUCCGGUUCCACCCGGCGUCGGACCGCGAGGGCACCAAGAUCAACCUGUCCGUGGCCCACAUGGGGCUCCAGGUGUUCCAGGGAAACACGAGGAUAAACACCUUCAACUGGUCCAAGAUCCGCAAGCUGAGCUUCAAGAGGAAACGCUUCCUGAUCAAACUUCACCCCGAGGUUCAUGGGCCCCACCAGGACACCCUGGAGUUCCUGAUGGGCUCCCGUGACCAGUGUAAGAUCUUCUGGAAGAACUGCGUGGAGCACCACUCCUUCUUCCGCCUGCUGGACCAGCCGCUGCCCCCCACCAAGGCCAUCCUGUUCAGCAGAGGCUCCUCCUUCAGAUACAGUGGGCGGACUCAGAAGCAGCUGGUGGACUACGUGAGGGACAGCGGCACCAAGCGGACCCCCUACCAGAGGAGAAACAGCAAGAUCCGGAGUUCGGCCCGGUCCCUGGCCUACGACAUGCCCAAACUGAACCUGUCCUUCUGCGACAGUCUGCGGGGCCCGGGGCCCAGGGCCUCGGCCUCGUCGCCCUUCUCCUACCAGCACUCCCUCCUCUCCAGCUCCUCCCUGCAGCGCUCGCCCCAGCCGCCCCUCCCCCUGCUGGGCCACCCCCCCGCGGCGCAGACCCCCCCGGCGCUGGAGCCCCGCCUCCGGCCCCCCCAGACCCACGGGCCGGCGCCCCCCAGCCCGCCGAGGGACGCCCCGGCCGUGGCCCCCGCCCCUUCGCCCCGCUGCGCUGUCCAAGGCACGGCGGUGGACAGCCCCCAGCUGUCGCCCUUCAGCUCCAAGGACCCCCUAUGCCCCGCCUCCCCGUCCUUCCAGAUGUCCACGCUCAGCCUCCCGGGCCACGCCUCCCCGCCCCCCCACGGCCCCGCCUCCCAGGUGGGCCCACGGCUAGAUGAGGAUGAGGAGGGGAGGAGGAAGCGGUACCCAGCUGAUAAAGCGUAUUUCAUCGCCAAGGAGAUCCUGACGACGGAGCGGACGUACCUGAAGGACCUGGAGGUCAUCACCGUGUGGUUCCGCAGCGCGGUCAUCAAGGAGAACGCCAUGCCGGAGGGCCUCAUGACCCUGCUGUUCUCCAACAUCGACCCCAUCUACGAGUUCCACCGCGGCUUCCUGAAGGAGCUGGACCAGAGGCUGGCCCUAUGGGAGGGGCGCUCCAACGCCCACGUGAAGGGCGACUACCAGAGGAUCGGGGACGUCAUGCUGAAGAACAUGACCGCGCUCAAGGAGUUCACGGGCUACCUGCAGAAGCACGACGAGGUGCUGACGGAGCUGGAGAAGGCGUCGAAGCGCGUGAAGAAGCUGGAGACGGUGUACAAGGAGUUCGAGCUGCAGAAGGUGUGCUACCUGCCCCUCAACACCUUCCUGCUGAAGCCCAUCCAGAGGCUCAUGCACUUCAAGCUCAUCCUGGAGCGGCUGAGCAAACACUACCCCCAGGACCACCCGGACCACCACGACUGCAGCGAGGCGCUGAAGGAGGUGGCGCAGAUCGCGGCGCAGCUCCAGAGCAGCCUGAUCCGUCUGGAGAACUUCCAGAAGCUGACGGAGCUCCAGAGAGACCUGGUGGGGGUGGAGAACCUCACCUCCCCCGGCCGGGAGUUCAUCCGGGAGGGCUGUCUGUACAAGCUGACCAAGAAGGGUCUUCAGCAGCGCAUGUUCUUCCUGUUCUCAGACAUGCUCCUCUACAGCAGCAAGGGCGUCACCGCCACCAACCAGUUCAAAGUGCACGGACAGCUCCCUCUGCACGGCAUGAUCGUGGACGAGAGCGAGAGCGAGUGGUCCGUCCCCCACUGCUUCACCAUCUACUCCGCCCAGCGCACCGUGGUGGUGGCGGCCAGUUCCAAGAUGGAGAUGUCCAAGUGGAUCGAGGAUCUGAACACGGCCAUCAACAUGUCCAAGUCGUCCAACGACAAGUCGGACAUCUUCUUCGACGCGGGGAUGAGGGAUCGCUCCAACCGGUCCUCUGACGAGGUGUCGGUGGAGCAGGAGUCGGAGGACGAGAUGAGCUCCUCUCAUGGCUCCCUGGACAAGCAGGCGCACCACCGCGCCAACACCACGCUGCACGUCUGCUGGCACCGCAACACCAGCGUGUCCAUGUCCGAUCACAGCCUGGCUGUGGAGAACCAGCUGUCGGGGUACCUCUUGAGGAAGUUCAAGAACAGCAACGGCUGGCAGAAGCUGUGGGUGGUCUUCACCAACUUCUGCCUGUUCUUCUACAAGACCCACCAGGAUGACUUCCCAUUGGCCAGCCUCCCGUUGCUAGGCUACACGGUCAGCACCCCCGAGGAGGUCGACGGGAUCCACAAGGAGUACGUCUUCAAGCUGCAGUUCAAGUCCCACGUGUACUUCUUCAGAGCGGAGAGCGAGUACACCUUCGAGAGGUGGAUGGAGGUGAUCAGGAGUGCAGCUGGGAGGAUGACCCUCCUCGUUCCCAGAGUCCCCGCCGAGCUCAACAGGAAGUGACACGCCCAGCUUAACAGGAAGUGACACGCCCAGCUCAACAGGAAGGGAGCCGGGCCGCUGGGGGUGAUGAAGGGAUCAGGGUGCAGGGGGGCCCCCCCGGACGACCAUAAAGACUUUGGAACCACUGGGCUCACCCACUGGGGGCCACCGCUGGCUGAAAGGACCCUGGGACGUUCUGAAGAAUACAUUCUACUCGCCUUGUGUAGAAUAAAUGAGUGUUUAUUCAGCUGUGUCCUGAGUGAGGUUUAUUCCCUCGUAAUCGAGGGGUUAGGGCGAGGUGUGUAUCGAGACGGUAAAAAGGCAAGUGUGAUACUCAGGCUGGGAGAAUAUGGAGGCAUGUUGGCGUCACUAAGCUUCUUAUUAUAUCGUGGGAGCAGCAUGCUAACGGGAGGUGGGCAUUUUGCAUGCUAAGAGACGGUUGGCAUAUUAGCACGUUGCAUGUUAAGUGGCGGUUAGCUUGCUAGUAUAUUGCAUGCUAAGUGGCGGUUAGCAUGUUAGCACGUUGCAUGCUAAGAGACGGUUGGCAUAUUAGCAUGUUGCAUGCUAAGGGGCGGUUAGCAUGUUGCAUGCUAAGUGGCGGUUAGCAUGCUAGCACGUUGCAUGCUAAGUGGCGGUUAGCAUGUUAGCACGUUGCAUGCUAAGUGGCGGUUAGCAUGUUGGCACGUUGCAUGCUAAGUGGCGGUUAGCAUGUUAGCACGUUGCAUGCUAAGUGGCGGUUAGCAUGUUAGCACGUUGCAUGCUAAGUGGCGUUAGCAUGUUAGCACGUUGCAUGCUAAGUGGCGGUUGUCAUGUAGAAUGGCGGGAGAGUUGGGCGCAGUGAGGAAGAGGAACAGAAGGUUGAGAGGGAGGUGCGAGGAGCACACCAGUGUCCUCGUUUAAGGGCAGAAGUGAAAGUGUGUUUAGAAAGUUAAAGUAUCGUCGACGGAAGAGGGAUCAGCAGAGUUGAGGGAGGGUUUGAGGGAAGUAUACAAGCCUGCUUCAGUCUGAAGUGGUGGAAAAUUGACUUGUUUUUUUCUUACCGUUGGAUUAUUUUCCGACGGACAAUGCAUAGUUGGGUCUGUUUUGGAGAGCAAACUUGUAUAGGCUAGAGUAGAGAUGACAUUACCACCGAUAGUAUAACUGUUUGAUUUUUUCAUUGCAUUGUUUUUCAACCUUAUUUAACUGUUGAGGCCAGUCUUGUGUGUGAAAGGGAGAUGUAUUUUUCUGCUUAUGGAGCAACGGUACAUUAAUGAAGGGAUUCUGCUGAAGAUGCAUCAAUCGUCUGGGAGAUGGAUGGGGAUCAAUCAGCAGGGCUUUGCUGCCAGAGUAAAUAAUCAAGAGUUUACUUUAUGGCUUAACUUGUAAUCCAGUUCAAUGUUCUGGUGCUCUUUACCUAUAAAGUUGUUCAUGUCUUUAACCUCUUUAAUUUAUUGUUUGUUGAGGGUCUGUGUGGAGAUGAUGUGAUGACAAACUAAGCAGUGUUUCCUUCAUGUUUCUUGUCGAUUUCUUAUGAAGUGAAACAGAGACGAGACAUUUUACCCGCCAUAUAAAAUGCGGUUAAGAUCUAAGGUCUUUGCUCACAGCUGGAUGCUGAAUGACGUGAACCACUGUAUUAUUAUGAUGUUUCAAUGAAAACUGGAAUAUUUCAUUGUGUGUGUGUUAUUUGCCUAGCUGGUGUAAAAAUAACACCCUAACCAAACCUUCAUCUCACCUCGGCUGAAGUUCUCAAGCAUCCAAACUUUUGUGAAAAUGUUUAAUGAUGAUCUUGUGAUCUGUUGUCAUGCCUUGUGUUACUGCAUUGUUCAGCAAAUAAAAUAACGUUUUUCUCGCAGCU
Molecule: messenger RNA, 5190 nt
Organism: Gadus morhua (Atlantic cod)
Lineage: Eukaryota; Metazoa; Chordata; Actinopteri; Gadiformes; Gadidae
Gene: farp2
Product: FERM, RhoGEF and pleckstrin domain protein 2
Exons: 27
Coding region: 207-3377 (1056 amino acids)
Cellular component (GO): cytoskeleton
Molecular function (GO): guanyl-nucleotide exchange factor activity; cytoskeletal protein binding
Source: RefSeq, a predicted model, not a curated record